AUGUCGGUGACGUUGACCAACACAAACUACAUGAAGAACCCGAUGAAUUUACAAAUGAAGAGGGAAUUUGAAGAGUAUACUGAAGGAAAUGAGGAGAAAAUCGAUCAGAACGACAGCAAUAAUUCUAGCGAUGCCAAUUCUGAGAUCAGUGAUUUAGAAAAUAACGGUCUUAAUGAUGACGGAGGAACAGCUUUAGAUUACACGGAAAAUACUUUGACUCUACAGCCGGUUGCCGAAUUUAUCAAAAAAGAGUUUUUACCGGAGUUUGACUUCGGGAAUCCGUUUAGGAAUCAAAAUUUAACAUUCAAAGAUGGAUUUCAGAACAGAUCACCUUUCCUUCUACCAACGCAACUUUACAAAAGUUUUCUGGCGAGUCUUGGUAAGAGAAGGCGUAAUGUUGCCGAUUGCUACUCCUUAUAUCCGAGGAAUAUGCUUUUCUCCAACAGUUUUGGUCUAGAAACGUCUGAUGAUGAAAAUGCUGAUAGGAUAACUAAUUCACCAGAAGAGAAGGCGGGGGCAUCGUCAGCGUUUGUUUGGAGUGGCGGGGGGGUAGCGGGAGGGGGGCAGGAGCAACCCGCAGCUCAGCCUGCUGCCGUGCCCACUGGCACAUCCGGCGGUGGGGGGGCGCAGGGUCUGGUGCACUGGAUGUCGGUGAUGGCUGAGCAUAUGGGUGGUGGACACCAUGACCCAUCACACUAUGCCCUGCCGCCCUGGAACAACGGUGGAGUCGAUCGACCAAACAAUAUUGUUACAAGCAGUCAUGGCAAUCUAGAUUUAACCACAGAUUAUUUUCCAUCGGAUUAUAUGCUAACUUUCUAA
Molecule: messenger RNA, 819 nt
Organism: Diatraea saccharalis (sugarcane borer)
Lineage: Eukaryota; Metazoa; Arthropoda; Insecta; Lepidoptera; Crambidae
Source: the annotation of a GenBank genome assembly